This is a messenger RNA of Penaeus indicus, 3089 nucleotides long. Its product is annotated as alpha-(1,3)-fucosyltransferase C-like. The transcript is spliced from 7 exons. The record is from RefSeq and is a predicted model, not a curated record. Gene Ontology annotation, molecular function: fucosyltransferase activity. Lineage: Eukaryota; Metazoa; Arthropoda; Malacostraca; Decapoda; Penaeidae. Gene Ontology annotation, cellular component: membrane. The coding region runs from base 147 to 1553 and encodes 468 amino acids.
AAAAGAAAUACCUGCUUUAUAUCUUCCGUUUAGUUUUAUUCCUAAAGGGGGAUACGAGCUUACAUCAGGAAUCCACCAUUCCCUUUUAGUGUUAUUCAGAAAGGGGGAUACGAGCCUACAUCUUCCUUUCAGUGUUAUCCUGAAAGAUGCCAGGCCUUCUGCAGCAGCAGUCCUUUCCGAAGAUUCCCGUCCUUCUCUUCGUGGUCGUAGCUACGGGGAUUAGCCUCUACAGAACCCUGGGCACGGAACUGAACAAUACGGCGAUGCUACAGUUCCGUAACCCGCGCCCAGUUGUUCAGGAUAAGCCGACGGAGGUGCUGAAGAGACCGUCGGAGGCGAUGAAGAGGAGGAUGGGCGGCGGAGAGGAGGAAGCCACCUCCGAGGACCAGGUGAAAAUGAAACCGAAGGUGGUUCUCUUCUGGACGUCUUGGUUUAGGGCGCAGUGGGCGGCCAAGAAAGGCGUUCUUACCAGAUUCGGCACCAAUUCCAUGGAUGAACUACGAGAAGACGGCUGCCCGGAAGCUAACUGCAUCUUCACCUCAGACAGGACCAUGUUACCGCUGGCCGAUGCUUUGCUCUUCGUGUCGCAGGACUUUAACCGGGGCAACAUCCCGAAGACUCGCAAGCCCUGGCAGCGGUGGGUGUGGACUGAGGUGGAGGCGCCGCUAACAGGGAGCACCUUAGCCAGACUCUCCGCCUCCAACCUGAGUCACUAUGUCAAUUGGACGAUGACUUACCACGAACGAGCCGAUGUGGUGGCCUUCUACGGAUAUUUUCGCUCGCUGAACGUUACUCUCCAACCCGUACGCCCAAACCUGAUCGAGAACCACAGGACCGCCCUCGCCAAAUACCGGGAAGCGCUGGCCAGGAACACCACGCUGGAGCAAGUCAUGGGAUCAUCCUGGUGGAGCUACGUCAGGAGGCCGAAAGUCGUCGCUUGGAUGUCCAGCCAUUGCCCGACCAUUUCGAGGAGGGAGGAAUACGUGCGAGAGAUGGCCAGGCAUAUUCCAGUCGACAUGUACGGGACUUGCGGUUCCCAAAUAUGCAAGACUAAGCACCCACUGCACCCUGACUGCUGGGUCGAGGUUAUGAAAGACUACCAUUUCUACAUGGCCAUGGAAAACAACCUGUGCGACCAAUACAUUACAGAGAAACUUUACAAUCCCUUGAAAUACAACCUUGUUCCGGUGGUUUGGGGAGGCUCUAAUUAUAGCCGAUUUUUGCCUCCAAAUUCCUUCAUUGAUGCGCGCAAAUAUCAUCCGAAAGAGUUGGCUGCCUUACUCCUGAAACUCAGCCAAGAUCCUGUCGCUUAUGGCAAAUACCACGUGUGGAGAGGUUUCUGGGAACCGCGCGUGGGUGGGAGUCUGUGUGAGCUGUGUCACCGCCUACACACGGACACCGAGAUAAAACACCACGUCAAUAUUCCGAAAGAGAGACGAACCAACGGCCGCUGCAUUAGGGUGAAGAAGAACCUGUUCGGGCCGGCCUCCGCCUGGAAGGAAGUCAUCUACAACAACCAGACGGAGUCCACGGGAACCGCAGAGGGCUUGUAGUAGUGGAGGAGUCCAAGUGGUGUUGGAGGGAGACGGUGUAGAUGAAUCGAAAAUGGUCUGUGAAAUGGAUUGUCUUUUUCUUGAUCAUGGCUAAUAUUAUAACUUUCUGGUUCCUUAUCCUUUCUCACCAGCAACCAGUACACAAUCGAAAAUUCUACUACCUCUGUAAAUGAAAUUACAUCCCUUAAGCGUCAACAAUCCAUCACCAUGACAAGUUUCGAUGUUGAGUCAUUGUUCACUAAUGUUCCCCUUCAUGAAACCACAGAUUUAAUAGUCAACAGCACACAUCUCAAUGAAUCUGGCCUAUCUAAAGAUAACGUUUAAAAAUUACUUGAGAUUGCAGCCCCAUUACUAGGUUUUUACUUUUGAUGAUUAUUUGUAUAGUCAAACAGACGGCUUGAAUAUGUCCGCCUGAAUUUAAACCCGUUCAUUAUCGUCGAUACAUCGAUGAUAUCUUUCUCCUUUUUAAACAUCCCUCACACAUAAACCUUUUUUCUGAACUAUUUCAACUCGAAACACCCGAGCAUCAGAUUUACUUGAGAUACAGGAAAGCAGCCAAUUACCACUUUUGGAUGCGCCAAUCACCUAUAACAACGGCACCUUCCAUACAAGCAUUUACCGAAAUUCAACCUUCACUUCACCAUAUAUACACUGGCCUCGAACUUCACUUCCUUAGCUACAUUCCAUAUUUAUACAAAAUUAACAGCAUUAAAAAUCUAAUCAGUCGAGCAUAUAACCUGUGUAGCAACUGGUCAACUUUUCAUGACGAAGUGAUUUUUUAAAGAAUUCUUUACAACUAAUGGCUACCCAUUGUUCUUAUUUGAUAAAAUUACUAUUUUUAUUCUUUGUAAAAUAUUUCCAUACAAACCCACUGCCCCUACUGUUGAAAAAGACCAUAGAUAUGUUAAACUACCGUACAUUGGUAGUGUAAGUUUUGAAAUCAGGAAGCAACUAAAAUCACUGUUACUAAAUAAUUACCCUCAAAUUCACUUUUGUCUUCACCAACACUAACAAUAUCGCCAAUUUUUUUUAAAACAACCCUUGAGAUGUAACUCUGACAUCUAUUCUAACGUAGUGUACUUAUUUACCUGUCCUUGCCGCCAAGCUCGGUACGUGGGAUCUACCUCACGAUGGUUACGACACCGCAUCCUAGAACACAAAGGCGAAUCCUUCAGGACUGGCCUUUCGCUGAGCAAACCAUCUUUCUCGGCAAUAAGAGAACACUCUCUACUCCACUCACACCCUUUUUCCUACACAGAUUUCACUAUUUUAUCUUCCCAUUCCUCCCGUCCAGACCUUAUCAUCUCCGAAUCCUUACACAUACAGAAGAUAAAACCCGAACUAAAUAACACAACCACCGCAGCAACCUUAUUUACCCAAUAGGCCUUCCCUCUCACCAACACCCAGUUUGGUUAGUUUACCUUUUUGGUUGUUGUUAUAGUUUUUUGUCUUGUAUAUGUUAUUUUAUUCCAUUUAUAUGUUUAUAUUGUAUGUCGUAUGUUUCUUUUUGACAGUUUACUGAUGAUGAAUGUCUAG